Molecule: messenger RNA, 1777 nt
Organism: Amyelois transitella
Lineage: Eukaryota; Metazoa; Arthropoda; Insecta; Lepidoptera; Pyralidae
Product: b(0,+)-type amino acid transporter 1
Exons: 9
Coding region: 158-1690 (510 amino acids)
Biological process (GO): amino acid transmembrane transport
Cellular component (GO): membrane
Molecular function (GO): L-amino acid transmembrane transporter activity
Source: RefSeq, a predicted model, not a curated record
GUAUAUUUUCAAGCGCGUGCGAUGUAAUACUCCUAUUCCUACUUAUAUUUAGGUAUAAACUAAAAGAACUAUAAUUACAUUUAGAUAAACAGUAACCGGUCUCAUUUGACUAUAGUACGUUUCGGUAUAGUCCGUAGUAUUCCGGUUCAGACUAAGUAUGUCGACUACUAGUAUUACAAACAAACAGAAAACCAUGGCCGCAAAUGAUGCGGCAGAAUCUGAAAAAAUGCAAAUAUCAAAUGGCGGAGUAGACAGUAUCGCAGGAAGUACAGUUAAAUUAAAAAGAGAACUUGGCUUAUUUUCUGCAGUUAAUCUGAUUCUUGGUGUAAUGAUUGGCUCAGGAAUAUUCGUCUCCCCGGCUUCAGCUUUAGAAUAUUCGGGCUCCGUGGCAUUAUGUUUAAUUAUAUGGACAGUUUCUGGAAUAAUAUCCUUAUUAGGAGCCUUGUCUUUCGCUGAGUUGGGUACGGUGGUAAACAAAUCUGGUGCUGAAUAUUCAUAUUUCCAAGAGGCAUUUGGUGGAAUUCACAGAUAUUGGGGGCCAUUACCCUCUUUUAUCUGCGCAUGGAUAUACGUUAUGAUACUCCGACCGGCAGAGGUUGCUAUCAUUGUUAUGACUUUUGCCGAAUACGCGAUACAACCAUUUACUACGGAACUACAGGCGGAUUACAAAAUAAUGGCUAUUAAAUUAGCAUCGUUAUCGGCUUUGUUUAUCAUGACAUUCAUCAACAUAACGAGCGUAAAAUUGUUUGUGAAAGUUCAGAACGUUUUUGGAAUCUGCAAAGUGUUUGCUUGUCUGGUCGUCAUAGGCGGUGGAAUCUAUGAAAUAGCUAGAGGCAACACAGCCCACUUAAAUAAAGGCUUCGAGGGGAGUACAACGAAUCCAGGGAGCAUUGCCCUCGCCCUGUAUUCAGGCCUGUGGGCGUACGAUGGCUGGAACAGUGUCACUGUGGUCACAGAGGAGAUCAUCAACCCCAGUGUCAACGUUCCGCUCAGCAUAUCAAUCGCGGUGCCUCUAAUAACUGCUCUAUACGUCUUCAUGAACGUAGCGUACAUGACAGUGCUGAGUUAUGCGGAAAUGACGUCAGUGCCGGCUGUGGCAGUGGCGUUCGGGGCCAGGGUGCUGGGGCCGGCCAGCUUCUUGAUACCUCUCGGUGUUGCCAUGGCGACCUUCGGGUGCGCUAUGAGCGUCCAAUUCGGGGUUACCAGAGUUUGCUAUACAGCAGCCCGGGGUGGACACAUGCUGGAAGUAUUCUCUUAUGUCAACGUCAAGAGAUUGACGCCGGCUCCCGCGGUCGCCUUCCAAGCAUUCCUUACUACAAUAUUUAUAUCAGUUGGCAACAUCAAAACCCUAAUAGAAUUCGCUAGUUGGUUCCUAUGGUUUUUCUACGGUCUCGCCAUGGUCGCAUUGCUAGUGCUGAGAAAGACACAAGCGAACAAACCAAGGCCGUACAGAGUACCGACUCCUGUGCCAUGUUUUGUGUUGCUAGUGGCAAUAUUCCUGUCAGUGUUGCCAAUAGUCCACGACCCGUCAAUUAAAUAUUUGAUGGCCAUCGGCUUUAUAGUUUUAGGAGUUAUUGUUUAUACAUUAUUUGUAUAUUAUAAGAAGACGCCUACUGUAAUUUUAAGAAAAUUCACAUUAAUAACUCAACUACUGUUCGAGAGUGUACCGCCUAGCAAGGGUCAAGACUGAAUGCUUUUUCUACUCGAUUUUAUCUGUAAAUAUAAUGAAAGUACAUUUAAUACACAAAAUAAAAUUAAGUUGACAUGAAAUUACUUA